AUGGCCAGCGGUGCCGGCUGGGGAGAGCACCACGUCCGGAUACGGCAAGCUCAUGACGGCGCCGGACGAGCAGGGAAGUCUGCUGCCCCGCCGCCACCAGAGAUGGUGCUGAAUCGCUUCGUUCGCUUUGUCGCGCUGAUCGAGAGGCUUGGCAACGCCCUGGGCACGCUGGCCUUCACCUGGGCGACUGUCGUGCUGCUCGGCGGCUACUCCAAAGAGCUCAGCUUGGAGGACAAUUUUUGGUAUGCGACAGUGAUUGUAUUCCUCGAAGCUACAAGGAUGUUCACCCGCAACAACAGAAUGGAUUACCAACUGUUCUUUAACACAAGGGGAGCUUUUAGACCUGUGGGCUGGAAUGGACUGGUUGCAGUACUAUGCCUUUUUGAUGUUUUCGUGAUCUUCUGGAAGGAAAAUUAUUUGUCUGAUAUGAUGCUUCUACUAUCGAUGGUAAUGAUAUUUGCAACUGCACGAUUCCUGUCUGGGCUGACACUGAACAUAUGCAAUCCGCUACGCCGUGCCACAUCACUUUGGAGCCCCUUGGUUGCAAUCCUACUGAUGGUUCCCCCUCUGUCCAACGAAGUUAUAGGCCCAUCGACCAGUUGGAUUGUAUUCACAGCACUACUUGUGCCAGUGCUAUUGGUAACAAUAAGCAGGCUACAGUUCACCAGAAUCGUCAAACUAGCGGAUAGUAUUCUUGGCAUCAAACAUGAAAUUUGGUGCCGAGUUGUUAUAAACUUGUGGAUGAUUGCUGCGCUAGGGAUACAGGUGUACAUGCUACACUUAGAUCCAUUCAUGGACAUGUCUAUUAUCAUGAUGGUCCAAGUGUGUGCCUUGGUGGUGGUGUCAUUUGGCAACUUCCAGGUUCCAGCAGCAGUGUUGCGUAUCUGCCUAGCAAGCUUGAGAUUACAGCAUAAGUACAAGGAUGAUGAACAGAACCUGGCAGCAUCUCUUAAAAUCUUCUAUUGGAUGGUGCUUGGACAAGGAAUCCUUUAUGUUGUGGCUUGCAUUCUCGAGUUCUUUUCUUUCAUCCCUCGGAGAUUCCUUGUCCAUUGUGGUGGGUUUAGAGGUUACUGGGGAUCUGUCGAUCUGUACUAUGCAUAUGCCCUAGAGAAAUGCAUGCAAGAAGGUGUGCUUGCUCCAAAGAAGAUCAGCCUGAGCAACUUUGCCAUGGAUUCUGUAAAUUUGGAUUCAUCCAAGAAUCAGCUCCACGGUAUUCGUUUGAUGCACAGCUUUCUGCAAUGGGAGCCAACCAAGGCACAACUACUUUCAACACUCACUACUUCUACCAAGACGGUGGCCAGAAUAAUCAGAAUGUUGGAUCGGACAAGUCCAAAGGAUACAGGUAUCAGAAUAUAUGCUGCGAUGGUCACCACUGAACUUGCAAAGAACCUUCGUGUGGUCACUAUCCCUGGUACAGUGCAGCUUGUAUCUGCACUUCUUGACACUGAUAUCAGACUGAAAAGAGGAAAUCCACUCCUAGACACAUACCAUGAACAAGAAGAAAUACAUGAUCCAGUUGUCAAUACAGAAGAUACCCAACAAGCAGCUGACAACCAAUUGCAGAAACGAAGCAAACUUCUGGUUCUGGACACCGAAAAUCUGAUGCAAACACAAACGAGCUCGACCCAACAAGUUGGCAUCUACAAAAAAAAGUCCUUCAUGCUCAGAUGCUGGCAGCGAUUUUCAGAAUUCUGGUCAAUGCCCAAGGAUCAGCUGCUCACAGACCACGAUCUUCUGCCUGCACUAGCCAUGUCAAUUAUAGACAGUCUUGCUAGCUGUGAUCAAGACAUUUGUGUGGAAAUCAGCAAAGCAGAUUACCUCAUUCCGAAGAUCAUCGGAUUCACAAGCUACAGAAGUGACACGAUGAAUACUGAGGCACAGCAGAAGAUCCUGCUGAAAUCAUCACUGAAGGUGCUGCAAAGGCUAACAAGCAUUGGUGGGGAAAUCGGCACAACACUGCGGUACAAGAUAUCAAAACAUCCCUUCCUAUUGAGUAACCUCUCAGACAUCCUUGGAGACAACAGCAGCAGCCAGGAAUCAAGGAAGUUGGUUGCGGAAAUCCUCAAAAACAUUGCCAUUGAUGAGAAAACGAGGCAGGACAUUGGUUGCGUCGAAGUGAUCAUUACCAAGCUGGUGCAGGCAUUUCUUUAUGCAGAAGGAACCAUGAAUACCAAUGCUGAUCACUUGCUGCGAAAGGUCGCCGGGCAAGCACUGGCCAUGCUGACAAUAGAAAGUGUCCAUAACUGCUUGGUUAUAUUGAAGGAACCAGAGUUGAUGAAGGAACUCAAAACUAUGAUCCUGAUCCAUGAUAAUAAGUACAUAUAUGUGGCGGCAAGUGUGUUGAGUAAUCUGAGCAUGCACGCUCGAUCCAAGCUCAAAGAGUCAGACCUGCAGGAGUUAUCUCAUACCUUACGAGAGGUGUUGGAAAGAAUAAUGGGCGCGGAUGGGGCAGAACUAGAGAUCUUGAUUGCACUUAGUUCACAGACAUGUAAAGUUAUUCCUGAAGAGUUCACGCGACAACUAGAUAAUGAUCCGAUUAAGCAGAGAUUUCUGAAGAGGCUUGUCGACAUACUGAAUGCAAAUAUGAAACCUAGCGCUCAUUGUCCUGGAAUCAGGAGGGUGAUACCUGAGCAAGUCAUACACUUGAUGGAGUGCAAUCCUCGCUAUGCAGAUUGCUUCAACGAAUUCAAGAUAAUUGAAGCACUAUCAAGGGUAGAACAAACAGUGUCAAAAGCUGAGAACUACAAGCUCUUCAUGGCUGAUGCAGGUUUCAUGGAGUACAGCACGCCUAUGUCUGCUCUUGUGGCAAGAGCAAAAGAGCUUAUGUCUCGUGACUGA
Messenger RNA from Triticum dicoccoides, 2838 nucleotides. RefSeq lists its product as uncharacterized. The record is from RefSeq and is a predicted model, not a curated record. The coding region runs from base 1 to 2838 and encodes 945 amino acids. The transcript is spliced from 3 exons. NCBI's taxonomy places the organism in Eukaryota, Viridiplantae, Streptophyta, Magnoliopsida, Poales, Poaceae.